AUGGGCUCCUUCAACUCCAAGCCAGAGACUUCCAGUCCAUCAAAGAAAAUGUCCAGAAACAACGACAAGAGACCGGCACGUCGCCGUGACAAACCUUAUCAGAACAAGUUCUCUGGAGGGGGCGAUUCCAGUACAGUCGCUGCUGGUGGGCAUGGAGGUGGUUUCAACUAUAGCAGCGGCUACGGCGGAUAUGGCCAGGCGCAAACCUAUGAUUAUGGUUGUAGCUACACAGGCGGUAACUACGACUCAUGGGGUGGAAAUCAUCAUAGUGGAGGAGGAGGCGGAUAUAGCAGUGGAGGAGGAGGCGGUGAUAGUAGUGGAAGCGGAGGCGGUGAUAGUGGAGGUGGAGGAGGAGGCGAUUCUGGUGGUGGAAGUUGCUAA
Molecule: messenger RNA, 381 nt
Organism: Emericellopsis atlantica
Lineage: Eukaryota; Fungi; Ascomycota; Sordariomycetes; Hypocreales; Bionectriaceae
Exons: 1
Coding region: 1-381 (126 amino acids)
Source: RefSeq, a predicted model, not a curated record